Molecule: messenger RNA, 2064 nt
Organism: Trichomycterus rosablanca
Lineage: Eukaryota; Metazoa; Chordata; Actinopteri; Siluriformes; Trichomycteridae
Gene: b3gat1a
Product: beta-1,3-glucuronyltransferase 1 (glucuronosyltransferase P) a
Exons: 9
Coding region: 417-1499 (360 amino acids)
Biological process (GO): chondroitin sulfate proteoglycan biosynthetic process; carbohydrate metabolic process
Cellular component (GO): Golgi membrane
Molecular function (GO): galactosylgalactosylxylosylprotein 3-beta-glucuronosyltransferase activity
Source: RefSeq, a predicted model, not a curated record
GAUGCAAUCUGAGGAAAAACAAAAGAAGAGCAAUCUGAAAGAAGAACCACAGCAGCAUGUGGAAGGAAUAAAACAAAAAGCCGCCUGCUCGUAGAACGUGACGGGACACGUGGCGCUCCACUACUGCGUCCCGAAGGAACGGAUCUUACACCCCUUUCAUCCUUCUUGUCCCCCUGAUGAAGGAUGUUUAAGGAUUGAAAUCUGGGAUUAUUAAAGUGUACGCGAUUAUUAUAAAUCUAUAGGCAGAGGGACACACCAUCAUCUUCUAUUUAUUGCCGUGCAAAAUGAGGUGAGCUGGGCAGUGAUGACCUGGUGUAAGAUUCCCAAAAAGCAGCUUUUGCAGCUGCACAUCCAACACACAUCAAUCCACCAUUUAUAACCACGGGUAAUGACCAGACACAGAACCAACCCUGGAGAUGCCGAAGAGAAGAGACAUUCUUGCCAUCGUGUUGAUCGUGUUACCAUGGACUCUGCUCAUCACUGUGUGGCACCAGAAUGCUAUCGCCCCCCUGCUCGCCAUUCGAAAGGCUUGUCACCAUCUAGUUAAAGAGAUCUUUAUCAUACCAGAGAGGCUAAUGGUCCAGCGCCACCGCCUGUCAGAUGAUGGAACAGGUGACAGCAGACGCGAUUCAGUAAACCAGGCCAGCGACUCUAAAGAGUUCUGCUCCUCUGAUAAGGACAUAGUGGAGGUGGUGCGCACCGAGUAUGUCUACACGCGGCCGCCGCCAUGGUCCGACUCUCUUCCCACCAUCCACGUCAUUACUCCCACCUACAGCCGGCCAGUGCAGAAAGCUGAGCUCACUCGCCUUGCUAACACGUUCUUGCACGUUCCCAACCUUCACUGGAUCCUGGUGGAAGACUCGCAGAGGAGGACGCCGCUGGUCACACGCCUGCUGAGGGAGACGGGUCUCAACUACACGCACCUGAACGUAGAGACUCCACGCAACUAUAAGCUGCGGGGCGACACGCGAGACCCCAGGAUCCCACGAGGAACCAUGCAGAGGAACCUGGCUCUACGGUGGCUCAGGGAGACCUUUAGCCCCAACAGCACUCAGCCAGGCAUUGUCUACUUUGCAGAUGAUGAUAACACUUACAGCCUGGAGCUGUUUGAAGAGAUGCGCUCCACCAGGAAGGUGUCCGUCUGGCCCGUAGCGUUCGUCGGAGGUCUGCGCUACGAGUCUCCGAAGGUCAACGCCGCCGGCAAAGUGUACGGAUGGAAAACGGUGUUUGACCCCCAUCGACCUUUCGCUAUCGACAUGGCGGGUUUCGCCAUCAACCUACGGCUUAUCCUGUUCAAGCCACAAGCUUACUUUAAACUGCGGGGGGUGAAGGGGGGCUACCAGGAGAGCAGCCUACUCCGUGAACUCGUCACGCUCAAUGACCUUGAACCGAAAGCUGCUAAUUGCACUAAGAUUCUUGUGUGGCACACAAGGACGGAGAAACCUGUCCUGGUGAAUGAAGGCAAGAAAGGCUUUACAGAUCCAAAUGUGGAGAUCUAAUCUUCUCUUCAACACUGGCACUUGUCUACAUCAAGAUCCUACAGGAACAAGGACGUAGCACUGCAGAACGCAACAUUCAGACGUCUCGUUCCUGUAAACUAAAGCUAAACACACUGUACUAAAAUUGUACCUUUUAAAGCACAGCUUGAAUAAACAAGGCAAUAUUUCUCACUAUUUUGUAACAAAAGACAUCAGAAGCAGAUGAUUGUCUCAAAAGACUGAAAGGGACUGAAACAGUGGAACAUCUGUGAGAUCCUCAAUCAUCUGCUUACAGGAAAGAGCACAGAACAAAAACAGAAAUUAAAUACACAUUGAGGUGAUGGUUACCGACUCUUCCCAGCAUGCAGUGGUGUCAGGAGUUUAUUAAGUGAAAGGAAAAUAAAGAAAGUCAAGUAAAAGCGGACUGGAGUAACGGCUGGAGGAUGGACAGAAGUAUCCAUUGACGUCUAAAUCUGGUAGAACUUUAAAUGAAUCAUUUCACUUGAUGAACACUUCAGAGAUGCUCUCAUCCAUAGAAGGGAAUGUCUUCUUUUUUACUUAAUACAUAAUGUCUGAUUUUCAUUUA